AUGUGCAGGCGCGGCGUUGAGCUCCAUCAUGGUCAGACGGAAGAGCUAGUGCUGCCGGGAACUUCCUACUCGAUGCUAUCUGACCAACUGGAAAUGACGCGUCGUGUGCGAACAGCCCAACAGCCAUCAAGACCUGCCUCAUAUGGUAUCUCCCGAGAAGUCUGCCUUGCCAGCGAGUGGCAUGGAUCCCUGACGAUAUCUGAGAAGAUGAAAUAG
Molecule: messenger RNA, 216 nt
Organism: Fusarium venenatum
Lineage: Eukaryota; Fungi; Ascomycota; Sordariomycetes; Hypocreales; Nectriaceae
Source: RefSeq, a predicted model, not a curated record